AUGGCUCAACAAACCAGCAUCAGCACAGACCAGACCUCCCUUCUUGCCCUGAAACAGCACAUCACCAAUGACCCACAUGACCUCUUGUCCACAAACUGGACAGAGACCACAUCAAUCUACAACUGGGCUGGGAUCACCCGUGGCAUUACUCACGGUAGGGUCACGAGCCUCAACCGAGCCUUCAUGGGUCUCUCAGGCACACUGCCUCCUCAUCUGGGCAGCCUCUCUUUCCUCGCCUACUUCAACAUCACCAACAGCACGUUCCACGGGUCUCUGCCAGGGGAGCUCUCACGCCUCCGCCGGGUUCGGUACUUCAGUGUCAGGAACAACUCCUUCGAAGGGGAGAUCCAGCAGUGGUUCCCCUGGUUGCCAUGGCUCAAAUACCCGUUCUUGAAUGGCAACAGCUUCUCCAGCGUGAUACCGGAGUCUAUUUGCAAUGUGUCCACGCUGCAGAAGCUCGACCUAAGCAUGAACCAGCUAUCAGGCCCGAUCACACCGCUGAUUUUCAACAUUUCAUCACUGAAGAUGAUCGACCUCAGCAAUAAUCAGCUCUCAGGCUCGAUGCCAUCCUUCAUUUUCAGUCGAUCUCAACUCCAACAACUUAUCUGGUGA
Messenger RNA from Eucalyptus grandis, 612 nucleotides. RefSeq names its product leucine-rich repeat receptor-like protein kinase PEPR2. The coding region runs from base 1 to 612 and encodes 203 amino acids. NCBI's taxonomy places the organism in Eukaryota, Viridiplantae, Streptophyta, Magnoliopsida, Myrtales, Myrtaceae. The record is from RefSeq and is a predicted model, not a curated record. The transcript has a single exon. Gene Ontology annotation, molecular function: protein binding.